This is a messenger RNA of Coregonus sp. 'balchen', 25422 nucleotides long. Lineage: Eukaryota; Metazoa; Chordata; Actinopteri; Salmoniformes; Salmonidae. The record is from the annotation of a GenBank genome assembly.
AUGGAGAGUGACAGCCUGUCCCAGCUGUCCCAGGCCUUUUGGAGUAUCUUCCUACUGGAGUUAGAGGUGAAUGAGCUUCGUGGUGAGGUGACAGUUCUGAGGCAGUGUAAGGACGAGCUGAGACAGAAACUGGCAACGGUCGAGAGCAUCGCAAGGAGAGACGAAGCUGACAUCAGGGAGGAGCUACAAAAGGAGUUGUCAGCAGUCAUAGAAUUGCUACAACACAGAGAAACCACCCUCCACACUCUUAAGAGUGGAGCCUACCAAAACCUUCACUACCACACCCUCCCCUCCCCUCAUCGGCAGUACCACUGCUUCUCACAGUAAACCUCCGGAACUCACACAGACUCCGCACAAGAGGUCAGUAACCAGACCCAGAACAACUCCUCCUCCCACAACAGCACAUUCCCCUCAUCAGAUAGGUCUUACCAGACCUCUCCAAGAUUCUCACAUCUCAGCACCAGAGCCAGCGGAGCCAUACUGGAAUCCACAGGAGAGAGGAAGGCCACCUGUGGUCCCAAGGAAAGGCCACCAAUGGUCCCCACCCCGUUCCAUCCAAAGAACAUCAUUCCAGACACCACAGCACACAACAGCAGCACACAGGCAGCACACCCUAUGGCCUCCAUUUUAUGUGACUCCAAUGGGACAUUUCUCAGAGAUCAACUGCUAUUCCCUGGCAUGUCAGUCAGUAAGCUAUGGUGCCCAACAACAGCAAAUGCCUUGAAAAGUCUGUCAAGCAACAACUUAAAUGGGGCCGAACAUAUUGUAAUUCACACAGCUACUAAUGAUUUGAUGACAAUGAGAGGACAUGUAGGUCCUCCAAUGCAGCAAGUGGCAGCCAGAGCUGCUGAGAGAUUUCCUAAUACAAAAAUCAAUAUGUCCACCCUGUUGCCAUGUGGAGUUGUGCCCUUCCACACUAUUCAGAGCAACAAUGCUUAGCUCUCUAGAGGCUGUGCUUCCAGAGUGGACAGCAUCUCGCUACUCCCCAUGCUAAUAAGACAACACCCCAAUCAGAAGAGACCAACAGUCCAGCAAGACAGCUAUGCAGAAGUGGCACGAAGAAUACAGCACCCUGCUGCAGCUGAGCUAAACCAGAGAAGGCAUCUGCUGUACAUAAUCUGCAAAAAAAUCAAUUUAUUCCUUGUUUGUUAUUAACAUAAAUAUAAUUAUUAGAAUUACAGCCUAUUAUCAUUGAGUUCCGUUUUAGAUAAGUUACCCAGGAAAGGGUUAAAGUUAGCUCAUAUAUAUAUAUAUAUAUAUAUAUAUAUAUAUAUAUAUAUACACAUACAGUGGGGAGAACAAGUAUUUGAUACACUGCCGAUUUUGCAGGUUGUCCUACUUACAAAGCAUGUAGAGGUCUGUAAUUUUUAUCAUAGGUACACCAACUGUGAGAGACGGAAUCUGAAACAAAAAUCCAGAAAAUCACAUUGUAUGAUUUUUAAGUAAUUCAUUUGCAUUUUAUUGCAUGACAUAAGUAUUUGAUCACCUACCAACCAGUAAGAAUUCCGGCUCUCACAGACCUGUUAGUUUUUCUUUAAGAAGCCCUCCUGUUCUCCACUCAUUACCUGUAUUAACUGCACCUGUUUGAACUCAUUACCUGUAUAAAAGACACCUGUCCACACACUCAAUCAAACAGACUCCAUCCUCUCCACAAUGGCCAAGACCAGAGAGCUGUGUAAGGACAUCAGGGAUAAAAUUGUAGACCUGCUCAAGGCUGGGAUCGGCUACAGGACAAUAGGCAAGCAGCUUGAUGAGAAGGCAACAACUGUUGGCGCAAUUAUUAGAAAAUGGAAGAAGUUCAAGAUGACGGUCAGUCACCCUCGGUCUGUGGCUCCAUGCAAGAUCUCACCUCGUGGGGCAUCAAUGAUCAUGACAAAGGUGAGGGAUCAGCCCAGAACUACACGGCAGGACCUGGUCAAUGACCUGAUGAGAGCUGGGACCACAGUCUCAAAGAAAACCAUUAGUAACACACUACGCCGUCAUGGAUUAAAAUCCUGCAGCGCACGCAAGGUCCCCCUGCUCAAGCCAGCGCAUGUCCAGGCCCGUCUGAAGUUUGCCAAUGACCAUCUGGAUGAUCCAGAGGAGGAAUGGGAGAAGGGCAUGUGGUCUGAUGAGACAAAAAUAGAGCUUUUUGGUCUAAACUCCACUCGCCGUGUUUGGAGGAAGUAGAAGGAUGAGUACAACCCCAAGAACACCAUCCCAACCGUGAAGCAUGGAGGUGGAAACAUCAUUCUUUGGGGAUGCUUUUCUGCAAAGGGGACAGGACGACUGUACCGUAUUGAGGGGAGGAUGGAUGGGGCCAUGUAUCGCGAGAUCUUGGCCAACAACCUCCUUCCCUCAGUAAGAGCAUUGAAGAUGGGUUGUGGCUGGGUCUUCCAGCAUGACAACGACCCGAAACACACAGCCAGGGCAACUAAGGAGUGGCUCCGUAAGAGGCAUCUCAAGAUCCUGGAGUGGCCUAGCCAGUCUCCAGACCUGAACCCAAUAGAAAAUCUUUGGAGGGAACUGAAAGUCCGUAUUGCCCAGCGACAGCCCCGAAACCUGAAGGAUCUGGAGAAGGUCUGUAUGGAGGAGUGGGCCAAAAUCCCUGCUGCAGUGUGUGCAAACCUGGUCAAGACCUACAGGAAACAUAUGAUCUCUGUAAUUGCAAACAAAGGUUUCUGUACCAAAUAUUAAGUUCUGCUUUUCUGAUGUAUCAAAUACUUAUGUCAUGCAAUAAAAUGCAAAUGAAUUACUUAAAAAUCAUACAAUGUGAUUUUCUGGAUUUUUGUUUUAGAUUCCGUCUCUCACAGUUGAAGUGUACCUAUGAUAAAAAUUACAGACCUCUACAUGCUUUGUAAGUAGGAAAACCUGCUAAAUCGGCAGUGUAUCAAAUACUUGUUCUCCCCACUGUGUGUGUGUGUGUGUAUAUAUAUAUAUAUAUAUAUAUAUAUAUAUAUAUAUAUAUAUAUAUAUAUAUAUAUAUAUAUAUAUAAAUAUAUACUGUAUGUAGCCUCAGAAUCAAAGUUAAUGAGAUUAGUAAUUUGCUAAUUGAGACUGACACUCUUAAGCCUGUGUCAAACAAAGCAAUUUGGACGCAAUUUGUGUGACAUCAUCUUAAGCAACUUUGCUGACACACGAAGCAAUUCAAACACAAUUGCAUGCAACAUCCAAUUCUGUCAUACAUCACAUCAUGGUUUCAUCAAAUAAUAUAAAAUACCAUUUUUAUUCAUCACAUGCGCCGAAUACAACUGGUAUAGACUUUACAAUGAAGUGCUUGCUUACGAACCUUUCCCAACGAUGCAGAGUUUUAAAAAAGUAUAAUCCAAAAUAAAAUAGUAACUAGAGGAAUAAAUAUAAUACACAAGAAUGGAGCUAUAUACAGGGAGUACCAGUACCAGAUCAAUGUGCAGAGGUUCUUGAGGUAGAUAUGUACAUGAAGGCAGGAUAAAGUGAAUAGGUAUCAGAAUAGAUAAUAAUAAGAGUAAAAUAAAGAACAGAGUAGCAGCAGCAAAUGAUGAGUGUUAAAGUGUGUGUGUGCGUUUGUUGUGUCGGUAUGUGUGUUGUGUGUGUGUGCAUAUGUAGUGUUUGAAUGUGUGAGGGAUUUGUGUGGGAGUGUAGUGUGUGUGUGAGUGAGUGUGUGUAUAUAAAGUCUAGUAAGUGUGUGUAGGGUCAGUGCAAGAUAGUCAGUGCAGAUAGUUCGAGUACAAUUAAUUGACUAUUUAGCAGUCUGGCUAUUUAGCAGUCUUAUGGCUUGGGGGUAGAAGCUGUCUCGGAGCCUGUUGGUCCGAGAGCCGAUGCUCUGGUAUCGUUUGCCGGACAGUAGCAGAGUGAACAGUCUAUGGCUUGUUUCCGGGCCUUCCUCUGACACCGCCUGAUAUAGAGGUCCUGGAUGGCAGGGAGCUUGGCCCCAUUGAUGUACUGGGCUGUUUGCACCACCCUUUGUAGCGCUUUGCGGUCAAGUUGCCAUACCAAGCGGUGAUGCAGUCUAUCAAUAUGUUCUCGAUGGUGCAGCUGUAUACAUUUUUAAGGAUCUGAGGGCCCAUGCCAAAUCGUUUCAGCCUCCUGAGGGGGAAGAGGCAUUGCGGGUUUGUGUGGACCAUAUUAAGUCUUUAGUGAUGUGGAUGCCAAGGAACUUAAAGCUCUUGACUCGCUCCACAACAGCCACGUUGAUGUGGAUGGGGGCGUGCUCUCCCCUCUUUCUCUUAUAGUCCACGAUCAGCUCCUUGGUCUUACUGACGUUGAGGGAGAGGUGGUUAUCCUGGCACCAAACUGCUAAGUCUCUUACCUCCUCCCUGUAGGCUGACUCAUCACCUUCGGUAAUCAGGCCUACCAACAUCGUGUCGUCAGCAAACUUGAUGAUGUUGUUGGAGUUGUGCAUGGCCACGCAGUCGCGGGUGAACAGGGAAUACAGGAGGGGACUAAGCACACACCCCUGAGGGGCCCCCGUGUUUUGGGUCAGUGUGGCGUAGUUGUUGUUGCCUUACCUCACCACCUGAGGCCAACCCAUCAGGAAGUCCAGGAUCCAGUUGCAGAGGGAGGGGUUAAAUCCCAGGGUCCCUAGCUUGGUGAUGAGCUUGGAGGGGACUAUGGUGUUGAUCGCUGAGCUGUAGUCUAUGAACAGCAUUCUCACAUAGUUAUUUCCUCUAUUGUCCAGGUGGGAGAGGGCAGUGUGAAGUGCAAUUGAGAUUGUGUCAUCUGUGGAACUGUUGGGGCGGUAUGCGAAUUGGAGUGGGUCUAGGGUGUCUGGGAUGAUGGUGUUGAUGUGUGUCAUGACCAGCCUUUCAAAGCACUUCAUAAUUACAGAUGUGUGCUACAGGGUUUUUAGUCAGGUUACCUUGGAGCUCUUGGUAAGAGGGACAAUGGUGGUCAGCUUGAAACAUUUUGGGAUUACAGACUGGGACAAGGAGAGAUUGAAAAUAUCUGUGAAGACACCUGCCAGCUGGUCUGUGCAUGCUUUGAGAAUGCGUCCUGGUAUUCCGUCUGCCCCGGCAGCCUUGUGAUUGUUAACCUGGUUAAAUGUUUUGCUGACAUUGGCCACAGAGAGCGAGAUCACACAGUAAUCCGGAAAAGGAGGAGCUUUCACGCAAGGCACAGUGUUAUAUUCCUCGAAGCAAGCAUAAAAUGUAUUUAGCUCGUUUUGGAAUUCUGCGUCGCUGGGCAACUCAUGGCUGGCUUUCCCUUUGUAAUCCGUAGGAUUCCACCUUUCUCCUGUAUUUCCCUUUUGCAUGUUUGAUGUCUCGUCGGAGGUUGUAGCGGGAUUUCUUAUAUGCGUCCAUGUCCGUGUCCCAUUGUAAGCGCUAGCUCUAGCCUUUAGCCCAGCGCGGAUAUUGCCUGUAAUCCAGGGUUUUUGGUUGGAAUACGUUCUUAAAGUCACUGUGGGGACGACAUCGUCUAUGCACAAUUUUUGGGGGGUGACACACAGAGCAACCCAGAUGCAACUUUGUUGCACGCAACAUAAAUUGCGUUCAGAAUGCUUUGUGUAACAUCGGCUUUAGCAAGGAGUUACAGUCAGUGUCAGUAUGGAUAAUUAACAAUAAGCUAGUCUUAAAUUUAUCUAAAACCAAAAGCAUUGUAUUUGGUUCAAAGCAUUCUCUUAGACCUAAACCUCAACUGGAGUGCAUAAAGGGUGUACAAUUGAACAAGUUGAAGAAGCUUAACUCUUAGGAGUAACAUUGGAUGGUCAGUUAUCAUGGUUAAGUCAUACUGACAAAGUUGUUGUGAAGAUGGGGAGAGAGGCAUGUCUGUUUAUAAAAAGAUGUUCAGCGUUUUUUACACAAAGAUCAACUGUACUACUUGUUCAGUCACUGAUCUUAUCCCAUCUUGAUUACCGUCCGGUAAUAUGGUCAGGUGCAGCAAAGAAAGAACUAGCAAAGCUGCAGCUGGCUCAAAACCAAGCUGCACACCUUGCCCUUAACUGCACAAACAGAACUAACUUAGUUGCCCGGGAGGAAGGAAACCACUCAGGGAUUUCACCAUGAGGCCAAUGGUGACUUUAAAACGGUUACAGAGGUUAAUGGUUGUGAUAUGAGAAAACUGAGGAUGGAUCAACAACAUUGUAGUUACUCCACAAUACUAACUAAAUGACAGAGUGAAAAGAACGAAGCCUGUACAGUAUAAAAAUAUUCCAGAAAAUGCAUCCUGUUUGCAAUAAGGCUCAAAAGUAAAACUGCAAAAAAUGUGGCAAAGAAAUUAACUUUAUGUACUGAAUACAAAGCGUUCUGUUUGGGGCAAAUCCAACACAACACAUCACUGAGUACCACUCUUCAUAUUUUCAAACAUGGUGGUGGCUGCAUCAUGUUAUGGGUAUGCUUGUCUUGAUAGACAGGAAACUGCUGAGUUUGAAAACCCUAUCAGCAUUGCAGUUUUUGACACACUCAAACCAGCACGCCUGGUACCUACUACCAUACCCCGUUCAAAGGCAAUCUUUUGUCUUGCCCAUUCACCCUCUGAAUAGCACACAUACACAAUCCAUGUCUCAAUUGUCUCAAGGCUUAAACAUCCUUCUUUAACCUGUCUCCUCCCCUUCAUCUACACUACCGGUCAAAAGUUUUAGAACACCUACUCAUUCAAGGGUUUUUCUUUAUUUUUACUAUUUUCUACAUUGUAGAAUAAUAGUGAAGAUAUCAAAACUAUGAAAUAACAAAUAUGGAAUCAUGUAGUAAUCAAAAAAGUGUUAAACAAAUCAAAAUAUAUUUUAUAUUUGAAGUUCUUCAAAUAGCCACCCUUUUUCUUGAUGACUGCUUUGCACACUCUUGGCAUUCUCUCAACCAGCUUCACCUGGAAUGCAUUUCCAUCAGUCUUGAAGGAGUUCCCACAUAUGCUGAGCACUUGUUGGCUGCUUUUCCUUCACUCUGCGGUUCAACUCAUCCCAAACCAUCUCAAUUUGGUUGAGGUCGGGGAAUUGUGGAGGCCAGGUCAUCUGAUGCAGCACUCCAUCACUCUCCUUCUUGGUAAAAUAGCCCUUACACAGCCUGGAGGUGUGUUGGGUCAUUGACCUGUUGAAAAACAAAUGAUAGUCCCACUAAGAAUGCUGUGGUAGCCAUGCUGGUUAAGUGUGCCUUGAAUUCUAAAUAAAUCACAGAGCAAAGCACCCCCACACCAUAACACCUCCUCCUCCAUGCUUUACGGUGGGAAAUACACAUGCAGAGAUCAUCCGUUCACACAUACCGCGUCUCACAAAGACACGGCGGUUGGAACCAAAAAUCUCAAAUUUGGACUCCAGACCAAAGGACAAAUUUCCACCGGUCUAAUGUCCAUUGCUCAUGUUUCUUGGCCCAAGCAAGUUUCUUCUUCUUAUCGGUAUCCUUUAGUAGUGGUUUCUUUGCAGCAAUUAGACCAUGAAGGCCUGAUUCACACAGUCUCCUAUGAACAGUUGAUGUUGAGAUGUGUCUGUUACUUGAACUCUGUGAAGCAUUUAUUUGGGCUGCAAUUUCUGAGGCUGGUAACUCUAAUGAACUUAUCCUCUGCAGCAGAGGUAACUCUGGGUCUUCCAUUCCUGUACCGGUCCUCAUGAGAGCCAGUUUGUGAAUACAUCAAAACUAUGAAAUAACACAUAUGGAAUCAUGUAGUAACCAAAUAAGUGUUAAACAAAUCAAAAUAUAUUUAAUAUUUGAGAUUCUUCAAAUAGCCACCCUUUGCCUUGAUGCCAAUUUGUAAGUCGCUCUGGAUAAGAGCGUCUGCUAAAUGACUUAAAUGUAAAUGUAAAUGACAGUUAAUUUGUGGAAUUUCUUUCCUUCUUAACGUGUUUGAGCCAAUCAACCGUGUUGUGACAAUGUAGGUAUGCAGAAGAUAGCCCUAUGUGGUAAAAGACCAAGUAUAUAUUUAGGCAAGAACAGCUCAAAUAAGCAACGGGAAACGACAUUCCAUCAUUACUUUAAGACAUGAAGGUCAGUCAGUACAGAAUAUUUCAGGUUUCUUCAAAACAGUCGCAAAAACCAUCAAGCGCUAUGAUGAAACUGGCUCACAUGAGAACCGCCACAGGAAUGGAAGACCCAGUUACAGUUUAUUUAUUUUAUUUUACCUUUAUUUAACUAGGCAAGUCAUUUAAGAACAAAUUCUUAUUUACAAUGACGGCCUACACCGGCCAAACCCGGAGGAUGCUGGGCCAAUUGUGCGCUGCCCUAUGGGACUCCCAAUCACGGCCGGUUGUGAUACAGCCUGGAAUCAAACCAAGGGGUCUGUAGUGACGCCUCAAGCACAGAGAUGCAGUGCCUUAGACCGCUGCGCCACUCGGGAGCCCAACCUCUGCUGCAGAGGAUAAGUUCAUUAGAGUUACUAGCCUCAGAAAUUGCAGCCCAAAUAAAUGCUUCACAGAGUUCAAGUAACAGACACAUCUCAACAUCAACUGUUCAGAGGGGACUGUGUGACUCAGGCCUUCAUGGUCAAAUUGCUGCAAAGAAACCACUACUAAAGGACACCAAUAAGAAGAAGAGAACUGUUUGGGCCAAGAAACACGAGCAAUGGACAUUAGACCGGUGGAAAUUUGUCCUUUGGUCUGGUGUCCAAAUUUGAGAUUUUUGGUUCCAACCGCCGUGUCUUUGUGAGACGCGGUGUGGGUAAACGAAUGAUCUCCGCAUGUGUAUUUCCCACCGUAAAGCAUGGAGGAGGAGGUGUUAUGGUGUGGGGGUGUUUUGCUGGUGACACUGUCUGUGAUUUAUUUAGAAUUCAAGGCACACUUAACCAGCAUGGCUACCACAGCAUUCUGCAGCGAUACACCAUCCCAUCUGGUUUGCGCUUGUGGGAUCUCCUUCAAGACUGUUGGAAUAGCAUUCCAGGUGAAGCUGGUUGAGAGAAUGCCAAGAGUGUGCAAAGCUGUCAUCAAGGCAAAGGGUGGCUAUUUGAAGAAUCUCAAAUAUAAAACAUAUUUUGAUUUGUUUAACACUUUUUUGGUUACUGCAUAAUUCCAUAUGUGUUAUUUCAUAGUUUUGUUGUCUACAAUGUAAAAAAUAGUAAAAAAAAUAAAGGAAAACCCUUGAAUGAGUUCGUAGGUUUGUCUAAACUUUUGACUGGUAGUGUGUAGUGUAUUUCUAUAUUUUAUUUUCAAUAAAUUUGCAAAAAUUACUAAAAAUAUGUUUUCACUUAUUAAUUCAGGCUGUAACACAACAAAAUGUGAAUUAAGUCAAAUUGUAUGAAUACUUUCUGAAGGCACCACCAGACAUGCCACUAUGAGUUUCUUCACGGUACCCAAACCAAAAUCAGUUUUAUUGUGUCGCUCUCAGUUAUGUAUAGAAGAGUGUUGGCCAGUAACCAAAAGGUAGCUGGUUCGAAUCCCCGAACCGUGAAGGUGCAAAAAUAUGCCGUUCUGGCCUUGAGCAAUGCAGUUAACCCCCCAACAACUGCUCCCCAGGCGCCGACGACAUGGACGUUGAUUAAGGCAGCCCCCGCGCCUCUCUGAAUCAGAGGGGUUGGGUUAAUUGCGGAAGACACAUUUCGGUUGAAUGCAUUCAUUUGUGCAACUGAUUAGGUAUACCCUUUCCAUCUCAUCGUGGAAUGUUCUGCCACCAGAGGUUACUCAGGCAAAAAGCAAAAACAGAUAAAAUCGUCUUGUAUCUCAGCACCUCUCCUCUUUCUAAAGAUUUGAUUUAACUGUCCUGUAUAUAAGAAUAUGAAUAUGUACAGUGGGGAAAAAAAGUAUUUAGUCAGCCACCAAUUGUGCAAGUUCUCCCACUUAAAAAGAUGAGAGAUGCCUGUAAUUUUCAUCAUAGGUACACGUCAACUAUGACAGACAAAUUGAGAAAAAAAAUUCCAGAAAAUCCCAUUGUAGGAUUUUUAAUGAAUUUAUUUGCAAAUUAUGGUGGAAAAUAAGUAUUUGGUCACCUACAAACAAGCAAGAUUUCUGGCUCUCACAGACCUGUAACUUCUUCUUUAAGAGGCUCCUCUGUCCUCCACUCGUUACCUGUAUUAAUGGCACCUGUUUGAACUUGUUAUCAGUAUAAAAGACACCUGUCCACGACCUCAAACAGUCACACUCCAAACUUCACAAUGGCCAAGACCAACGAGCUGUCAAAGGACACCAAAAACAAAAUUGUAGACCUGCACCAGGCUGGGAAGACUGAAUCUGCAAUAGGUAAGCAGCUUGGUUUGAAGAAAUCAACUGUGGGAGCAAUUAUUAGGAAAUGGAAGACAUACAAGACCACUGAUAAUCUCCCUCGAUCUGGGGCUCCACGCAAGAUCUCACCCCGUGGGGUCAAAAUGAUCACAAGAACGGUGAGCAAAAAUCCCAGAACCACACGGGGGGACCUAGUGAAUGACCUGCAGAGAGCUGGGACCAAAGUAACAAAGCCUACCAUCAGUAACACGCUACGCCGCCAGGGACUCAAAUCCUGCAGUGCGAGACGUGUCCCCCUGCUUAAGCCAGUACAUGUCCAGGCCCGUCUGAAGUGCAUUUGGAUGAUCCAGAAGAGGAUUGGGAGAAUGUCAUAUGGUCAGAUGAAACCAAAAUAUAACUUUUUGGUAAAAACUCAACUCGUCAUGUUUGGAGGACAAAGAAUGCUGAGUUGCAUCCAAAGAACACCAUACCUACUGUGAAGCAUGGGGUUGGAAACAUCAUGCUUUGGGGCUGUUUUUCUGCAAAGGGACCAGGACGACUGAUCCGUGUAAAGGAAAGAAUGAAUGGGGCCAUGUAUCGUGAGAUUUUGAGUGAAACCCUCCUUCCAUCAGCAAGGGCAUUGAAGAUGAAACGUGGCUGGGUCUUUCAGCAUGACAAUGAUCCCAAACACACCGCCCGGGCAACGAAGGAGUGGCUUCGUAAGAAGCAUUUCAAGGUCCUGGAGUGGCCUAGCCAGUCUCCAGAUCUCAACCCCAUAGAAAAUCUUUGGAGGGAGUUGAAAGUCUGUGUUGCCCAGCGACAGCCCCAAAACAUCACUGCUCUAGAGGAGAUAUGCAUGGAGGAAUGGGCCAAAAUACCAGCAACAGUGUGUGAAAACCUUGUGAAGACUUACAGAAAACGUUUGACCUGUGUCAUUGCCAACAAAGGGUAUAUAACAAAGUAUUGAGAAACUUUUGUUAUUGGCCAAAUACUUAUUUUCCACCAUCAUAUGCCAAUAAAAUCAUUAAAAAUCCUACAAUGUGAUUUUCUGGAUUUUUUUUCCUCAUUUUGUCUGUCAUAGUUGACGUGUACCUAUGAUGAAAAUUACAGGCCUCUCUCAUCUUUUUAAGUGGGAGAACUUGCACAAAUGGUGGCUGACUAAAUACUUUUUUUCCCCACUGUAUAUACUGUAGGAAUAGUGUAUAAAUAAUAUUUUUGUUGUCUCUUGGUGUCUUUCCAGUAUAUGACUAUUAUUUUGUUUAUAAAUAUUUUUUUGAAUUUAAUGUAAUGUCUUAUGUUCAAAUAAAAUCACAUCAAAUUUUAUUUGUCACAUACGCCGAAUACAACAGGUAUAGAUCUUAGAGUGAAAUUGUCACGAUCGUUACUGGAUGAUGAAGCGGACCAAGGCGCAGCGUGAUAAGCGUACAUACUUUAUUCAGUACUGACACACGAACAAAACAACAAAUGAAACGUGAAGUCCUAGGUUAUACACACAAACCUUAACGGAACAAGAUCCCACAAUGACUAGUGAAAACAGGCUGCCUAAGUAUGGUUCCCAAUCAGAGACAACGAGCUACAGCUGCCUCUGAUUGGGAACCACCCUGGCCAACAUAGAUCUAAACGAUCUAGAAUGAAAACAUAGAACAACUAAACAUAGGAAAAUCCACACCCUGGCUCAACAUUUAAGAGUCCCCAGAGCCAGGGCGUGACAGUAAUGCUUACUUACAAGCCCUUAACCAACAAUGCAGUUUUAAGAAAGAAUACCAAAACAACAAAAAACACACAAAAAUACAAUAUAAAAUAAUACGAAAUAAAAGUAACAAAUAAUUAAAGAGCAGCAGUAAAAUUAACAAUAGCGAGGCUAUAUACAGGGGGUACCGGUACCGAGUUAAUGUGCGGGGGCACCGGUUAGUCGAGGUAAUUGUGGGUAAUAUGUACAUGUAGGUAGAGUUCUUAAAGUGACUAUGCAUAGAUAAUAAACAGAGUAGCAGCAGUGUAAAAGAGGGGUGGGGGGCAAUGCAAAUAGUCUGGGUAGCUAUUUGAUUAGAUGUUCAGGAGUCUUAUGGCUUGGGGGUAGAAGCUGUUUAGGUGUGCUAGGACCGUGUUAGUUUGUUGGUGAUGUGGACACCAAGGAACUUGAAGCUCUCAACCUGCUCCACUACAGCCCCUUCUAUGAGAAUGGGGGCGUGCUUGGUCCUCUUCUUUUUCCUGUAGUCCACAAUCAUCUCUUUUGUCUUGAUCAUGUUGAGGGAGAGGUUGUUGUCCUGGCACCCCACGGCCAGGUCUCUGACCUCCUCCCUAUAAGCUGUCUCGUCGUUGUCGGUGAUCAGGCCUACCACUGUUUUGUCAUUGGCAAACUUAAUGAUGGUGUUGGAGUCGUGCCUGGCCAUGCAGUCAUGAGUGAACAAGGGAGUACAGGAGGGGACUGAGCACGCACCCCUGAGGGGCCCCCGUGUUGAGGAUCAGCGUGGCGGAUGUGUUGUUACCUACCCUUACCACUUGGGGGGCGGCCCGUCAGGAAGUCCAGGAUCCAGUUGCAGAGGGAGGUGUUUCGUCCCAGGGUCCUUAGCUUAGUGAUGAGCUUUGAGUGAUGUUGUUCUUGUCUAUAAUGGUUCUGUACUUUGUCUUGUAUUUGUACAUUUUAUGUGGACACCCGGGAGAGUAGCUGCUGCAUGUGCAGUAGCUAAUGGGAUCCUAAUAAACUAAACUAAAUCAACUCCUGGUCUUGGAUCAGGGCAGUCCUGACCAGAGUUAGGCAAGCACACACCGGGGAGAAGAGGAGGAGGGGAAAGAGCGACAGUGGCCUGCUCAGGAGGCUCACCAACCUGGAGAGGUCCUUUGGCAUGCUUGAUGAAGCCCUUGACCGACUCAACUGCGAACAGCUCUAAGCACUGUACACUUUAACUGAAGAGUGCACACUGGACUGCAAACUUACUGGACACUUUUCCUAACAUGGUAUGGUGCUAGUGUGUCAAUGCAAAAAAAUGUACUUUAACUACCCCCACUAGUACUUCUAUGAUUCAAUGCCGUGUGGGUUUGUAGCAAUAAAUUAGUUCAUUUUCAUUUCAUUUUCGUCAUUUAGCUCUUAUCCAGAGUGACUUGAGUAUGUCUUCUGCUGCGUCAUUUUCUCUAGUUUGAACUUAUUUUUUACCAUGAAUUAUGAAGUCCAUGGAUACGUGGUUGGAAAGGUGAAGUGCUGUGCCAGGAAAAGUGUGUUUGGUAGCAGAGGUUUCUAUAGUCCUUGUUUGUGCUGUGUUUAAGAAAUUGCUGAUCCUUGUGAAUGUAUAAACAUAACCAAUUAGUGAAGUCCCAUUUUUAAGUGAACAUAUUUUUUUUUUUUUUUUACGUGAUAUCUCACAAGUGUACUGUAUCUGUACUCGUAAUUACUGUGAUCAGCCGAGUGCUGUGCUUUGAGUCUGAAUUCCAGGCUACCAUUCUUUAUAGGUUUUAACAAUUUGGUUUUCACCAGAGUGUUUCUCUUGGCCAUAGGGAUGUGAACCGUUGAAAAAUGAAUUGAGAGGAAAUCAACUCAAUAAUUCAACUGGAAUCCUCAGCCGAGGCCUGUAGUUUGACACGAAGAAAGGUUCUCACCUGAUUAGCUCUACGUGGACCUGACCAGAGCCUUAACUCACAUAACAAGUCAAACCAAUCAAUAAAACUGCAGGGGAGACCCAAUGUGCAACAUGAGGGUAGCCAUACAUUUCUCCUGUUUUACACUGUGAAGGAGAACCUCCGAGAUAUAACGAUAGCUACAACAUGUACUCACGUUAUCAACUUGUUCUGUAGCCCACUUCCCUGGGUUGUGAUACUGAGAUAAAAAGGGAGUUAGAAAGAGAGAGGAGAUUGGCAAUGAGACGAGAGCGGAAAAUCCAUGUUUGUGUUCCUAUAUGAAAUCUAUUCUGUCAGGCACAGUGGGCCUCCUAGGAAGAGAACAAGGGAGAACAGAGGGAAGGAUAUAGGGGCACGUAUGCUCUAUAUAGUGCAUUACCUUUGGGCCCUAUGGGCGAUGGUCAAAAGUAGUGCGCUAUGUAGGGAAUAAGGUGCCAUUUGGGAUACAGACAGUCAUUGAUUUACUCCACUUCUUAUGUCUUGUUGCUGUGGGAUGCUGCUGUGUUGUCUUGGGUUGGUUUAGAAAAUCAAUGAUGUAUUAUUAUGUAGCAGAGUGAUUUUUGUGUGAUGAUACACCCAACAUGAUAUUUGUAUAACUGUUUACUACUUAAUAUCAAGUGGGUGGAUUGUGAAGCAGGGCAUCUUUUAAACAACUCAUAGCAUUUGUAUGGCCCUAGUGUUAAUAUCUGGUUUGUUGUCAUCUCCAGGGGUCCUACUGGGCUACAGACACCAACCCUAAAGAGGACACACUGCCCACCAGGCCAAAGAAGAGGCCACGCUCUGGAGAAAGGGUGAGUACUGGACUGGUGUCAAACCCAGAUUUCGACACCUCCAACCUUUCCCAGCAUGGGCCGACAUACAAUUUACACCGUUCCGAUUAAUGGUCACCCACGGCGUGCACAAAUGUAGCGGUAUAGCAGGUCGGGCAGCAAAAUAUCCCAGAUUGACCGGGGGGUCGGCUAAAAUAUAGCAUCAAAUCACGGCCGGACUGCUCUGAACUAUUAUGUCAUUGAGUAUUGCAUUCUUUGCUUAAUUUUAAACGACUCAUGAUGCUGUCUCAUUUCGGCCUACAGUCAUCCCCUAUCUUCUUUUAGAUGGUGACGUCAUGCCAUGAAAAAUCACGUCUCUCCUACCCCUAAAGAAUUAGCACUACACCACUGGUGUUCAGUGAUCUGAGCGCCUGACUGAACACAGUGCUGCAGCUCACUGAGCAUCGAGGAGCAGCAGGCCCAUUCUCUCCCUACGCAUAUACCUCUGCCCUACUCAUCACCACGGAAACAAAGCAGGCAUGGAGCGGCAAAGUGCACAAUCAUCGCAGUCCAACGAAAAGAGGAAGAGGGGUGGGCAGAAGCAGAAGAGAGAGGGAGUGGGAGAAGGAGAGCAUGGGAAAGAGGAAGAGCGGUUUAGGGAAGGGAGGAAGAGAGCGAGGGGAAGAGGGAAGGGAGAGCUAGCAGAAGAGAGCGAGAGAGGAAGAGUGAGAGAAAAGGAAAGGGGGGGAGAGAGAGAGAGAGUAUUCUAGGCUUCUGUUCCAGUUAAUUACCACAGAAGGCCCUAGGCUGCCAUUUAGACAUACAGUAUUUUCUUCUGGAUUUUUUUUUUUUAAUCACAAACAUGAAUUAAUUUUUUUUUACAUGCAAGCCCUUCAACCCUUUUAUUACGCUUCGGUUGCAUUGCUGGGCAGACUUGAGAGUUGUUACAUUGGCACACAGGAAUAUAGUACUUUGCUUUACUCAGAAAUAUAGCUGUCUUUCACUGUCUAAAGAGAAUGUGUAUUCCGUAUGUGUAUUCUUAUUGGUUUUCUCUAGACCUAUUGCCGCAGACAAAGCCUUUUAGUCUUGUUUCCAAUUUAAUACAUGUAUAUAUCCACAACAUGCAUGUCCUAGUCAUCGUUUUAAUAGAAGGUGACAAGUCUAUAGUAACAUGUUUUAGUCAUCGUUUUAAUAGAAGGUGACAAGUCUAUAGUAACAUGUCUUAGUCAUCAUUUUAAUAGAAGUUGACAAGUCUAUAGUAACGUGGGCUCCCAAGUGGCGCAGCGGACUAAGGCACUGCAUCUCAGUGCUUGAGGCAUCACUAAAGACCCCCUGGUUCGAUUCCAGGCUGUAUCACAACCGGCCGUGAUUGGGAGUCCCAUAGGGCGGCGCACAAUUGGCCCAGCGUCGUCCGGGUUUGACCGUCAUUGUAAAUAAGAAUUUGUUCUUAACUGACUUGUCUAGUUAAAUAAAGGUAAAAUAAAUAAAUAAAUGUCCUAGUCAUUGUUUUAAUAAGGUGACAAGUCUACAGUAACAUGUCCUAGUCAUUGUUUUAAUAAGGUGACAAGUCUAUAGUAACAUGUCCUAGUCAUUGUUUUAAUAAGGUGACAAGUCUAUAGUAACAUGUCCUAGUCAUUGUUUUAAUAGGGUGACAAGUCUAUAGUAACAUUUUGUAGUCAUUGUUUUAAUAAGGUGACAAGUCUACAGUAACAUGUCCUAGUCAUCGUUUUAAUAAGGUGACAAGUCUACAGUAACAUGUCCUAGUCAUUGUUUUAAUAAGGUGACAAGUCUAACUGUUCUUCUGGUGUAUUCAAAGUGUUAAAACCGACAGCUAGUCAAAAGUUGUUGGGGGAGAGGCACCAACUGCCAUCCUCUCUUGUAAGUGUACAGUAGCACUAAUUCUCUCACAGUCUCCUUCCUUCUUUCCUCCUGCCUUGCUCCUAUGUUCAUACAACUCUUAAAUCAAGAAGCCGUUCCCUCAAUUCUAUAUACGCACCUUUGUCAGGGAACAUGCAACCCGCUCCUCUCUUUUAGAGUUGAUCAUAAAUUAAAGAUUGCAUUGUUGCAAACCAAUCUUCUUACAGUUAGCAGUUUUGGGAGACCAACCGACCGUCGGUCCGUCAGAUUUUCUUUGCUUAUGCACAAAUGUAUCUGAAUGUACUGUAUAUUAAUGUAAUAUGUGAUGAUUUAUCGUAUAACAGCCUCAGACUGAGGGUGGUACUUGCUUCAGAUUAGAUGCUAUCCCAUCCCAUCAAUGUUCUGCAGAGCUCUCUCUCUUUCUCUCUCACUCUCUCAUAUCUCUCUCCUCUUCUUUCCUCCAGGCCUCCACCCCCUACAGCCUGGAAUCGGAGUCCCUGCGAAUGGACUGUAUAAUGUACGGAGAUGCCUCUCCCCCUCUGGCAAUCAACACUGUAACUAACAAGGUAAUCGUCUGUCAUAAUGACAUGCAAACCCUUAGCCCUCUUUGGCGAUAUUUUAACGCUGGCCAUCUUUGUACCAGCAAGUGAUAUUAACAUUGUCCAUCUUUGUUCCAGCAACUGAUAUUAACAUUGGCUAUCUUUGUUCCAGCAAGUGAUAUUAACAUUGGCCAUCUUUGUUCCAGCAAGUGAUAUUAACGUCGACCAUCUUUGUUCCAGGUAGCAUUAUACAAGAAAGAGAAGGAGGGCAGUGACAGCCCCCGGAGCAGCCUCAACAACAGCCUCUCUGACCAGAGCCUGGCCUCUGUCAACCUCAACAGCGUAGGCAGUGUGCACAGCUACACACCGGUACGUCACGCCUCCAUUCAAAUCACCACUAACACUGCCACAACAGGACAUUUCCUGUACAACGUCUUGAGGAGGAGGUAGAUAUACUAAGAUGUCACUCCCAAAUGGCACUCUAUUCUGUUUAUAGUGCACUACUUUUGACGAGGGCCGAUCUAAGGAAUAGAGUGCCAUUUGGGACACAGAAUAAGUGUUGUGUCAACUUCUAGAGAUGGAGGUAGGGAACAUGGAACCCAAAAACUGCCUAUAUAUACUGAACAAAAAUAUAAACGCAACAUGCAACAAUUUCACAUGACUAGGAAUACAAAUAUGCAUCUGUUGGUCACAGACCAGGUAGGGGUGUGGAUCAGAAAACCAGUCAGUAUCUGGUGUGACCACCAUUUGCCUCAUGCAGAGCGACACAUCUCCUUCGCGUAGAGUUGAUCAGGCUGUUGAUUGUGGCCUGUGGAAUGUUGUCCCACUCCUCUUCAAUGGCUGUGGGAAGUUGGCGGGAACUGGAACACGCUGUCGUACACGUCGAUCCAGAGCAUCCCAAACAUGCUUAAUGGUUGACAUGUCUGGUGAGUAUGCAGGCCAUGGAAGAACUGGGACAUUUUCAGCUUCCAGGAAUUGUGUACAGGUCCUUGCGACAUGGGGCUGUGCAUUAUCAUGCUGAAACAUAAGGUGAUGGCGGCGGAUGAAUGGCACAACAAUGGGCCUUAGGAUCUCGUCACAGUAUCUCUGUACAUUCAAAUUGCCAUCAAUAAAAUGCAAUUGUGUUCGUCGUCGGUAGCUUAUGCCUGCCCAUACCAUAACCCCACCGCCACCAUGGGGCACUCUGUUCACAACGUUCACAUCGGCAAACCGCUCGCCCACACGACACCAUACACGUUGUCUGCAGUUGUGAGGCUGGUUGGUCGUACUCAAAAUGAAUAUUCAAUUCUCUGGCAACUGCUCUGGUGGACAUUCCUGCAGUCAGCAUGCCAAUUGCACGCUCCCUCAAAACUUGAGACAUCUGUGGCAUUGUGUUGUGUGACAAAACUGCACAUUUCAGAGUGGCCUUUUGUUGUCCCCAGCACAAGGUGCCCUGUGUAUUGAUCAUGCUGUUUAAUUAGCAUCUUGGAAUGCCACACCUGUCAGGUGGAUGGAUUAUCUUGGCAAAGGAGAUAUUCUCACUAGCAGGGAUAUAAACAAAUUUGUGCCAAUUUCUUUUUGUAGAAAUACAUUUUUUGUGCGUAUAGAACAUUUCUGGGAUCAUUUAUUUUGGCUCAUGAAACAUGGACCAACACUUUACAUGUUGCGUUUAUAUUUUUGUUUGUUGUAUAGCUUUGAGAGCCCCCUGCUAAUUUUAUUUUAUUUAUCCAUGGUUGCUAUAGUUAUCAAAACGACAUGUCAGCGUAAGCCGACACGAAACACAGCCCUUAUAUUAAGUGUUUCUAAAAUCCCCUAUGGGAAAAAUUAUUGGUGGAAAAACGAUUGGAACCAUUUCCUUGUUUGAACGCUAGGUUUUAUGGGUAUUAUGAUUCAUACUGUAGUACUCUUAUUGGUCGACCUUUACUGCCGUACACGACCUCCGUUUUGGAUCAGUGUUUGCUGGCUCACUACCUCAGUGGUUAUUGCGGCAAUGCUGCUUGUCUGAGGCUGUGUUAUUGUUUGUGUCUGAGGCAACGGCAUUGUGACGCAGUCACUACACACAACCCCUGAUCUAUUCCAGGUCACACACACACACACACUGUGUGGUAAUACGUGGGGUGGGGUGUAUUCAUGCACAAACUACUGAGGCAAUUAUUGAAUUCCUACCAAAAAGGUAGUUUAUUUAGGGAAUUAAGGGGUGGAGUAGAAAAUAAACUGAAAACAUACUCUUUGAGACCCUGUGUUUUAUUCUAUACCGGGCACCUAGUGUGUUCCUGGUGGAAACCAGGAGGGUAUUGAAUGUCUCUGCUGUAACCAAUAAGCGUGCUCUUGACAUCUAGCCACUUAGCUAGCAAGUUAGCAAACUAAAUGCAUAGCUGGAGCCCUGAGCUGGAUGUCAUUUAUUUCACACAUCUUAGAUUUCUUAUUGUUACUUAAAGGUGCAAUAUACAGAAAUCGCUUCGCCACUUCCUGGUUGCUAAAAUUGUUUGCCUAAUUUCAGUUAAUGUGAGAAAACAAGCAAUGUAUAGUGUAGAGAAUCAUUGUACCAUCUAAACCACUGUGAAAUAUAUUUUCAAAACCCACAAUUAUUAUAUUUUUUAGAAUGACACACUACAUGACCAAAAGUCAUGGGCAUUAAUCAUGGAGUUGGUCCCCCCUUUGCUGCUAUAAUAGCCUCCACCCUUCUGGGAAGGCUUUUGGAACAUUGCUGCGGGGACUUGCUUCCAUUCAGCCACGAGCAUUAGUGAGGUUGGGCACUGAUGUUGGGCGAUUAGGCCUGAAUCGCAGUCGGUGUUUCAAUUCAUCCAAAAGGUGUUAGAUGGGGUUGAGGUCAGGCCUCUGUUCAGGCCAGUCAAGUUAUUCCACACUGAUCUCGACAAACCAUUUCUGUAUGGACCUCGCUUUGUGCACGGGGGCAUUGUCAUACUGAAACAGGAAAGAACCUUCCCAAAACUGUUGCCACAAAGUUGGAAGCACAGAAUCAUCUAGAAUGUCAUUGUAUGCUGUAGCGUUAAGAUUUCCCUUUACUGGGACUAAGGGGCCUAGCCCGAACCUUGAAAAACAGCCCCAGACCAUUAUUCCUCCUCCACCAAACUUUACAGUUGGCACUAUGCAUUCGGGCAGGUAGUGUUCUCCUGGCAUCCGCCAAACCCAGAUUCGUCCGUCGGACUGCCAGAUGGUGAAGCGUGAUUCAUCACUCAAGAGAACGCGUUUAGACUGCUCCAGAGUCCAAUGGCGGCAAGCUUUACACCACUCCAGCCAACGCUUGGCAUUGCGCAUGGUGAUCUUAGGCUUGUGUGCGGUUGCUCGGCCAUGGAAACCCAUUUCAUGAAGCUCCCGAUGAACAGUUCUUGUGCUUACGUUGCUUCCAGAGGCAGUUUGAAAUUCGGUAGUGAGUGUUGCAACCGAGGACAGACAAAUUUACACGCUAUGCGCUUGAUCACUUGGCGGUCCCGUUCUGUGAGCUGGUGUGGCCUACCACUUCGCGGCUGAGUCAUUGUUGCUCCUAGACGUUUCCACUUCACAAUAGCAGCACUUGCAGUUGACCGGGGCAGCUCUAGCAGGGCAGAAAUUUGACAAACUGACUUGUUGGAAAGGUGGCAUCCUAUGAUGGUGCCACGUUGAAAGUCACUGAGCUCUUCAGUAAGGCCAUUCUACUGCCAAUAUUUGUUUAUAGAGAUUGCAUGGCUGUGUGCUCAAUUUUGUACACCUGUCAGCAACGGGUGUGGCUGAAAUGGCCAAAUUCACUAAUUUGAAGGGGUGUCCACAUACUUGUAUAUAUAUAGGGAAUCUAUAACUCACAUUUCUAUGUGAAUUUGGUCAUGUUGCCCAAAAAGGUACAUAUUGCAGCUUUAACUUAAAGUUAUAAGCACUGGACACACCUACUCAUUCAAGGGUUUUUCUUUAUUUUCACUAUUGUUUACAUUGUUUAAUAAUAAUGAAGACAUCAAAACAAUGAAAUAACACAUGUGGGAUCAUGUAGUAACCAAAAAACUGUUAAACAAAUCAAAAUAUAUUUUAUAUUUGAGAUUCUUCAAAUAGCCACCUUUUGCCUUGAUGACAGCUUUGCACACUCUUGGUAUUCUCUCAACCAGCUUCACGAGAUAGUCACCUGGAAUACAUUUCAAUUAACAGGUGUGCCUUUUUAAAAGUUAAUGUUUAAUUUCUUUCCUUCUUAAUGCAUUUGAGCCAAUCAGUUGUGUUGUGACAAGGUAGGGGUGGAAUACAGAAGAUAGCCCUAUUUGGUAAAAGACCAAGUCCAUAUUAUGGCAAGAACAGCUCAAAUAAGCAAAGAGAAACAACAUUCCAUCAUUACUUUAAGACAUGAAGAUCAGUCAAUAUGGAACAUUUCAAGAACUUUGAAAGUUUCUUCAAGUGCAGUCACAAAAACCAUCAAGCGCUAUGAUGAAACUGGCUCUCAUGAGGACCGCCACAGGAAUGGAAGACCCAGAUUUACCUCAACUGCAGAGGAUAAGUUCAUUAGAGCUUCCAGCCUCAGAAAUUGCAUCCCAAAUAAAUGCUUCACAGAGUUCAAGUAACAGACACAUCUCAACAUCAACUGUUCAGAGGAGACUGUGUGAAUCAGGCCUUCAUGGUCGAAUUGCUGCAAAGAAACCACUACUAAAGGACACCAAUAAUAAGAAGAGACUUGCUUGGGCCGAGAAACACGAGUAAUGGACAUUAGACCGGUGUAAAUUUGUCCUUUGGUCUGGAGUCCAAAUUUGAGAUUUUUGGUUCCAACCGCCGUGGCUUUGUGAGACGCUGUGUGGGUGAACGGAUGAUCUCCGCAUGUGUGGUUCCCACCGUAAAGCGUGGAGGUGUUAUGGUGUGAGGGUGCUUUGCUGGUGACACUGUCUGUGAUUUAUUUAGAAUUCAAGGCACACUUAACCAGCAUGGUGAUCACAGCAUUCUGCAGUGAUACUCCAUCCCAUCUGGUUUGGACUUAGUUGUACUAUCAUUUGUUUUUCAACAGGACAAUGACCCAACACACCUCCAGGCUGUGUAAGGGCUAUUUGACCAAGAAGGAAAGUGAUUGAGUUCUGCAUCAGAUGCAUCUCCUCCUCAUGGACUGCACCAGAUUCCACCAAGGCACCUGCAAGUUCCCAGACAUUUCUGGGGGGAAUGGCCCUAGCCCUCCCACUCCGAUCCAACAGGUCCCAGAUGUGCUCAAUGGUAUUGAGAUCCGGGCUCUUCGCUGGCCAUGGCAGAACACUGACGCACAGAACGAGCAGUAUGGCUGGUGGCAUUGUCAUGCUGGAGGGUCAUGUCAGGAUGAGCCUGCAGAAAGGGUACCACAUGAGGGAGGAUGUCUUCCCUGUAAUGCACAGCGUUGAGAUUGCCUGCAAUGACAACAAGCUCAGUCCGAUGAUGCUGUGACACACCGCCCCAGACCAUGACGGACCCUCCACCGUCAAAUCGAUCCCGCUCCAGAGUACAGGCCUCGGUGUAACGCUCAUUCCUUCGACGAUAAACGCGAAUCCGACCAUCACCCCUGGUGAGACAAAACUGCGACUCGUCAGUGAAGAGCACAUUUUGCCAGUCCUGUCUGGUCCAGCGACGGUGGGUUUGUGCCCAUAGGCGACGUUGUUGCCGGUGAUGGUUGGUGAGGACCUGCCUUACAACAGGCCUACAAGCCCUCAGUCCAGCCUCUCUCAGCCUAUUGUGGACAGUCUGAGCACUGAUGGAGGGAUUGUGCAUUCCUGGUGUAACUCGGGCAAUUGUUGUUGCCAUCCUGUACCUGUCCCGCAGGUGUGAUGUUCGGAUGCAUCCAUUUUGUUGUAACGUGUUACUUUAUUCAGAGUUUACUAUAACCAAUUUAUUGAAUUGAUUAUAAAAGGCUAUAGGUCAGGCCCUAUUGGUCGCAUGCAUGCUAUGCUUACUUGUUUCACGUAAAGAGAGCAAGGGUUGAGGGAAUAGGAAAUGUUUAGGGAUUUCGGUAACAGAACUUUUCAGUCAGAAACAAGUAAGAAACUAAAUGGCUGGAAUUAUGUUGCAGCUUCAGCACUGACAGCGCAAUAAACACUUGCUGUUCUGUGUUGCCUUUUCACUGCAGUAGGGAGGAGAGCGAGACAACAUUCGCCAGUCACACAGACAUUCGCUGUCUUUUUUUUUUACACAGUGUGACCAUCGGGCUCUUUCUUGAGUCAAUUGUGUGUCUUAAUUAUUUAAUCAAACAGUGUGCUUAAAGCAUCAGACAAGCUCAGUGUUUAUAUAGUGCAUUUUAUUCAAACACAUAGGGUGUGUCUUUCUAUAUAUGGAAAAAUAUGAACAGGACGACUCUCGGUCGACCCAUAUUUUUGUUGUUGUUGGGGACAGCCCUACACUGCUGCUCCCCAUCUAACUUAAUAGAGAUUGAGAAAAUCUGCAAGGAAGAAUGGGAGAAAAUCCCCAAAUCCAGAUGUGCAAAGCUAAUACAGUCAUACCAAAGACAACUCAAAGGUGUAAUCGCAGCCAAAGGUGAUUCUAACAUGUAUUGACACGAUUGUGAAUACUUAUGUAAAUGUGAUAUUUCUGUAUUUCAUUUUCAAUCAAUUUGCUAAAAUGUAUAAAAACAUGUUUUCACUUUGUCAUGGUGUAUUGUGUGUAGAUGGGUGAGAAAAAACAUAUUUAAUCCAUUUUGAAUUCAGGCUGUAACACAACAAAAUGUGGAAUAAGUCAAGGGGUAUGAAUUCUUUCUGAAGGCACUGUAUUAGGCCUAGCCUACUACAGUGAAUUUAGGCGACCACCACCAGUACUAUGCAAGCCAGAGACAAAAAUAUAUUUUGGUCUGACGCACGUCCUACGCCAAUGAAUUGAAGUUGAACACUCGAAAUGUGUCAGUUUAAAUAUGCAAUAAAAAAGUAUAGUGCCUAGGCCUAUUUAAUGAAACCCUGGCUGUUGACGUAGGCAACAGAUCGCAAAGCAGGGAAUCCCUGAUUCCUCACUGAGCUCCUUUUUUGGAAAUGGCAUGUCCACUUUCUCAUCCAUAAACGCAUAUCAAGUGCAAGUGUGCAGUCCAUCAGCUCACAUCCAGCAGGAUGGGAGGCCUUUUCAUAAGGAGGGACGUCUACCAUGGAUCGCUAAAAUAAUGAUUAUGAUCACAUUUCCUCAAUUUAAAUAUCAGGCCUAUGGGGACACCUAUACAUUUGGCAGCUAAGCACGAGUGAUCAGUGUAGCCUUUGAUCAUCCAGACAUGAUGUUGAAAUAUCUUCAUGCCUAGACUAAAAACCACCUGGCUUCCGUCAUAGACUCAAUUGAAUAAAAAUAAAAAAUUGAAUUACAGGGGCUAGUUUGGAAAAAAACGAAUCUGUGCUAAUCUUCCUCUGGAAUAAGGCACAUUCUGGGAUAAUAAUUACAUAACCAACAUCUCUAGUAAUCAAAUAAAAUCAAAUGUAUUGGUCACAUACACAUGGUUAGCAGAUGUUAUUGCGAGUGUAGCGAAAUUCUUGUGCUUCUAGUUCCAACGAUGCAGCAAUAUCUAGCAAGUAAUAUGUAACAGUUCCACAACAAAUACCUAAUACACACAAAUCUAAGUACAGGAAUGGAAUAAGAAUAUAUACAUAUAUGGAUGAGCAAUGUCAACUGUACUGUAUGAUAUACCAUUUUCUAGCUCUGAGUCUCUACUCUUAUCCAAUGUGAAAAAAAAACACCAUUUCAAAUGUUGCUACAUAAGACCGAAUCGAGCCGGUCGGUCACAUACCUAUUUUAAUACAGAUUAGCUAAAAAACAAUACUAGUCAUUGAAAAUGACAAAUUACCCAAUGGAUCAUGAUACUUUUCUGGUAAAAAAAAAAGAAGUGGGGUGCAAAAACAUAGGGUACUACAGCUGUCUCUCUCUCCCCCCCUUCAGACUUCCUUGUCAAGUUCAUUUGAUAGGCUACAUUAUUUUCUCAUUAUGCUAUAAUGUAGCCUAGGUCUGCUUUCUACAGCCAAUAUUUGAAGGUGAGCAUAGGUUUUGAAUACGUUUUUAGGAAAGGACAAAUGUGAUUUGUGUGUGUCUGAGAUGCGCUGGUGGCUUUGAUUGAAGGGUCCUUUUAGGGUAUGUGUGUAUGAGUUUGCUAAUUCUCUCUGUCCAUUCAGAAAGUUUCCUAAAGUAGCCUGUCUGGACUCCAUCUCUUAAUAAGAGAGGAGCGACAAAUAAUAUAACUGAAAUGAGCAUUACAAAAUUGAAUAUUUUAGGCUAAUAUUUUCCAUAUCAUUAUUUCUCUCUCAUUAUGGAGUCCUCUCUAGCCACUGAACAACAUGAUCUUGCAUUGACACUGCCUUCUCACAAGGGAAUGACCGCAGCAGGUCGUAACGGCAUUGUUGUUCUUAAAAUUAAAAUUCUGUAUUGCCCCAAAUUUGCACGCACCCAAUGUUCCUUAAUGUUGUCAUGGAAAAUAUAAAUGUUGUUUCCAACUACCAAUCAGCAACUGCGCCGUAAAUCCUGCUGCAUAUUGAACGUUGAGAUUGCCGAUAGGCCAGUACCCCCCCCCCCCCCCCCCCCCCCCCCCCCCCCCAGCGCACCUGCAUUAGCAAAGGUCGACACAGGGGCCAUCCUCUGUCUUCCUCCCAUCCCCUCAUCCCUUGUUCCAGGGAUAAUGCGGCGCUACAGAAUUUGUUUAUGGCCAGUCAUGUGGGAUCAGGGGUUAGUUCUGCUUCGUUAGCGCACCCAGGUGACGCCUCCCCGUAUGAAGGUGAUUACUCGUGGCAUCUCCUGCUGA